GCGGGGGGUGGGAGGGAGGUUGGAGCGGAAGGUAGUCACGGAGGGGUGACAGCUACAGGAGGUGGAGGAUCCUGGAGGUAACAGCAAGAAGAGUACGCAACGGCGAGGGGCGGCUUCUGCGCGGACGCCGGGCGGUCGAGCCAGAGGAAAGCAGGGGAACGCGGCGGCGUUGCGGGCUUGCCCCGCCCGGGCGGGGGGUGCCAUGUCUCGAGAGCGUCCCCCCCGCACCGACAUCCCCCGCAACCUGAGCUUCAUAGCCGCAUUAACAGAGCGUGCCUACUACCGCAGCCAGCGGCCCAGCCUCGAGGAGGAGCCGGAGGUGGAGCCAGGCGAGGGCGGGACGCGCCUUGGGGCCCGAUCUCGCGCUCCCGCUCCGAGUCGGGGUCGCCGGGCCCUUUCUGCACCUGCCGGAGGCGGCGGGGUCCGGGCGCCCCGCAGCCGCAGCCCGGACACCCGUAAGAGAGUGCGUUUCGCCGACGCGCUUGGGCUGGAGCUGGCCGCGGUGCGCCGCUUCCGCCCCGGAGAGCUGCCCCGGGUGCCCCGCCACGUGCAAAUCCAGCUGCAGAGGGACGCCCUCCGCCACUUCGGGCCGUGCCAGCCUCGCGCCCGCGGCCUCCAGGAGGCGCGCGCCGCCCUGGAGCCGGCCAGCGAGCCCGGCUUUGCGGCCCGCUUGCAGGCGCAGCGCAUCUGCCUGGAACGCGCCGAGGCGGGCCCGCUGGGCGUGGCCGGGAGCGCGCGCGUGCUGGACCUGGCGUACGAGAAGCGCGUGAGCGUGCGCUGGAGCGCCGACGGCUGGCGGAGUCAACGCGAGGCACCCGCCUCCUACGCCGGCCCGGCACCGCCCCCGCCGCGUGCAGACCGCUUUGCAUUUCGCCUUCCCGCACCACCCAUUGGGGGCGCCCUGCUUUUCGCCCUUCGCUACCGCGUGACCGGCCGCGAGUUCUGGGACAACAACGGCGGCCGCGACUAUGCUCUACGAGGGCCCGAGCACCCCGGGAGUGGCGGAAACCCGGAGCCCCAGGGGUGGAUCCACUUUAUCUGAGACGCCUGGGCCGACGGCGGGAAAACCAAAGGCACCCAGGGGCUGGGGGAGCCCGAAGAUUUGGCGGGGAGCUGUCCAAGAGAGUCGAGUCGGGGAGGGAGAGAAGGAUGGGAAAAAUCAAAAGGGUGUGGGGAGUGGGCGGAAUCAACGAAAGUCGGGGAGGUCGGGGUGGAAAAACAGAGUUGGAUGUGAGUGAUAGGAACCUAAGGCAUAGAAGAAAGGAAACCAGAAAGGGCGCUGGAAGGAUUAGGAAAAAAGCAAAAGACUGGGGUUUGAUGAUGAUACCGUGAACUAGUCCUGGGAGAAAGUAAGUGGGUUUGUCAGACUUAAGCAGAUGGUUAGGGUACCUCUUUGAGACUGAGGAGGUACUUUGAAGUAGGAGUCCACCCUGCUUAAGUCAUUUGGAUUGCGAGCUCAUUCCCUCUUCUUAACCGCCGUUGCCACCUCAGGUCCCUCAGUCCUGCCCAUCCUAGCUUUAUACUCAGCCAUAAUUGCCUUGCUUAAGUCCCAGGAACUUGGCCAUUGCUUCCCAGCCCCUGGUAUUAUGACAGGAUUCCCUUGUCAUUUCCGACGAUCCCGGGCUUCAUUUCCCCCUGACUGGCUGGGGAGUAAUGGCAGGCUGCAAUCAGAGCUCCUACCUCCUCCUCCAGGCAGCCCUGAGGAUUAAAAUGAAGGCUAAACCAACUCCAGGCCUGUCCUUGUAGCCAAAUAAUGACGGGCCUGAGGAGCUGGUACACUCAGGGGCUUCCAGGAAAAUGCCAGCCUUACCUUUCUGGAGUGCCUUUUAAUAACCUUUAAGCACUUUAGGCACUGAAUUUGUCAAGAAACAGUGAAUCAAAAGAAUCACUAUCAUGAUUCUGCUUUGGGAGGAAAGAGUCACUGACUAGCUGUAUUACUUUGGGAAAAGUUGUUUCACAUCUCUGGGCCCCAGUCUUCUCCUUGGGAAAUUAGAUUUUAACUAGGUGAUCUCUCACAGUCUCUUCUUGCUUUGACAUUUUAUGCUCCAUGAGUGUAGAAAAGAAGCCACACUCUUCAACCUACAUUUGGAGUGCUACAGUUCAGAACACACAGUACUCCCAACAUUUGGUUGGGGCUGAGGAUGGGUCUUCCAGUUUUUGACACAGAUGUUCCAGAGCUCAGGAAGCAUCCCACAACCAGCUGCAGCCUGAUGGUAUUCCAAACCCUUUUUCAAACUGCAGUUCAUCCUCUGCCCCAUACUUUUUGCUCUUGCCCCCACAGACUUCCAGUCUAGGUACUUUGAGACAGUUUUGGGCAGGUGCAUAUCUGUUGGGGAAAAUGAUUUUGGGAGCUCCAGAGAUGAAACAAUGCUGAGGAUCUCUUGAGGAUAAAGUUUUAUGAAUAUAAGGAAUGGAAAACAUUUCAAAUCAAGAAUCAAAGCCACUUGGUAAUUAAAUGGCACCAGAAGAUGGCAGUCUUCAUACCCUGAGCAAGUGAAAUGGGGAAGCUGGACUCUUCUAUCCAUUCACCAUCAUGCCUUAGGUCUCCCUUCCUGGUUAACCUCUGUUGGUAGUUUUUCCUUUCCUCUUACCCUAUUCCUAAGCUCUUUGCUUUUUUCUUUCGUUGUCCCUCUCUCAUCACUUUCGUUUUUCUUUUAAUAUAUAGGGUAUUUACCUUCGUUUUCUCUUUUCCAUUUGCCUCCAUCUUCAUCCUUGUUGAUCUCUGCUAUUCCUUCUCCCUCCAGAAGGGGUGGAGAACCUACUUCCUUUUCUCCAAGACUAUGGUUGAUCCACAUUCCUCCCUCAGGCUCCUUCUUGACAGUCUUCUAGAAGGGAAAAGAAGCAGUUCCUGAUGCAGAUGAACAGCUGCUCCCAGGUAAAACAGCUCCCCACACCCUUUUCUAUCUAUUACUAGUUUCUCAAAAAUGUCUGAAUCCCCCUCUUAUUACUGAGUCAGAGAGUGCAUGCAUACAUGCCCAUACAUGCAUUCAGAACAGAGUGUGGGGCAUGUUACCAGGCCCCUCCUUUCCAGAGAUCUUAGUCCUUUGAAGGAAGAUGGCCAAAAGGGAGGAACCCCUAGUCACUCCUCAAAGAAGUGCCGGUUUAAACAGCAUCCUUACGUGAAGAAGAAAACAAAGAAUUUCAUGCAACUUGUCGAUCACCUUCAGGUCAAAGUUCCAGCAAAGUGAAGAAAGAACCUCCUGGAAGCCACCAAGCAAUGCACUUUUUAGUCAUCAAUGGAGAGCCCAAGGAAGGAUGAUGGAGAGGGAGCCUAGGAAAAGACCACAGUUUCUAACUCCUCUGCCUUCCCAUCCUCCCAGUUUACCGAAGAGAGAAGGCAAAGUAGAGGGUCCCAAGCUCCCAUGCAGGAGCUUGCUGCUCUGUCCUGUACCAGUGUCCCAGCUCUGCAGAAUCAGCAAGGGGACCACACUGCCUGCCUGCUAGAGAACUCGGGAACCCAUGUGAACUUCAGCUUUUCCUUACAUUGGGAUUCUCUCCUGCCCCUAACCAACAUUCUGCAUCUGUUGGUAUGACACCCUUUCCAUUCCCCUGACUGGUCUUGAAAUGACCAAUCCCUAAAGUUUCCAUUAAAGGGUAUCCCUGAGUAGGACAACUGCUGAAUGGUCUGUGCUUGGGCUCUCUCUGCGAGCCCGGAUAUUGCUGAGUGGUUAAAUGUAAACUGGUUGGAGACAGGGAACCCCCUGAGUUUUUUCUUUAAGAAGAGCUAUGACUUCCAACCCCCUACCUGCCCUGUCAUUCUCAGCUUUAUAGAACCCACACCUAAAUCUUCUAGUUCUUUCCAUGUAGAGCUGCCCCAGGGCUUGGGGUAAGCUGAUAGUCUAAUCUGAUAUGGGAAGCACUAGGAGUUUGGUGGAAUCUUUAGAGAUGUAUUAGAUGUUACGGGGAUGGGUCCUUUCCCCUGAAGGCUGACUAUAUGCGCAGGAGCAGUUUGGUGUAUACAGGUCAGCUGUGGACCAGGCAGUGUUAGAAGAGAAAACACUACCCUGGUCAGGGGCUUGGGUCCUUGAAGCAACACAGCCAGAACACUUUUGCCUAUUUCAUCCAGACCUCAGAUGUCUUCCUAUACUUGCUUAUCUAACAACCUUCCUCUCGUACCUUUGUUUCUCUUCAUGACUGUAGUUCAUUUCUCUUCACAAUAAGCCCUGGCUUUCCAAUCGAACUUUCCAAUCGAACUCCCACAUUCCCUUGCUUCUAACACCUGCGUUUCUCUGGAGUUCCUCCAGAUCUCUGGGCCCUUGCAAUCAGCAAGAUCAUACAAUCAGAGACCUGGAAAAACUUGUCUUUAGAGAUCACUGAGUCCAUGCUCCAGUACAAAUGAGGACACAGGUCCAGAGAUGAGAAGAUUUCAGCAGGGUCAGAGAAUUUGUUAGUUAGUGCGGCUCAAGAUGGGGCUUAACCCCUGCCCUCCUGACCAUAUCCCACUCCCAGGCUACAAAGCGGCCUCUAUAGUCAAACCCAUAAUUUUUCAUGGCAAGGGAUAAUGUUACAAAUGUUUCGUUUUCUGCUGCUAGUUUCCAUUCCCUUUCCUAUCCAGGCAUAAAAAGAAACAAAAGGCACUUGUAGUUUUCUCUGUUUUCCCAGCUUGGGCACUUCUUGGGGUGAUAUUGCUAAGGAACAGUGAAGUUGCUAAAAAGACUGAAUAAUCCACCCAUUGACUAGCUAACCUGGAGAGGAAUUGAAAGUUUGCUUUGUGGAUCUCCCCAAACCACUGUUCUCAUCAGGCCCUCCCUGAGUGUCCUCACCCUCUUCACAGUGCAGCCCUGUUCACUGGGCCCCAAAUCCAUGAGUAUUGUGCCUCACUUCAGCUUCCUCAUGCAACUGCCCUCCCUUCUGGAUAAAAGACCUUAUACUUGAAAUAAAUUCGAAACAUGAAAGUA
Molecule: messenger RNA, 4898 nt
Organism: Mustela erminea (ermine)
Lineage: Eukaryota; Metazoa; Chordata; Mammalia; Carnivora; Mustelidae
Gene: PPP1R3E
Product: protein phosphatase 1 regulatory subunit 3E
Exons: 3
Coding region: 203-1042 (279 amino acids)
Biological process (GO): regulation of glycogen biosynthetic process
Cellular component (GO): protein phosphatase type 1 complex
Molecular function (GO): glycogen binding; protein phosphatase 1 binding
Source: RefSeq, a predicted model, not a curated record